AUGAGCUACCCGUCUCGUUUGCGCAGAGAAGCCGGAACCCCAGGCGGAAUGCAGCCCGGAACGACGACCAGAUGUGAUGAAGCGUUGCACGCACGAAGGCCUCACACACACACACACACACACACACACACACACACACACACACACACACACACACACACACACACACACACACACACACACACACACACACACACACACACACACACACACACACACACACACACACACACACACACACACACACACACACACACACCACACACACACACACACACACACACACACACACACACACACACACACACACACACACACACACCACACACACACACACACACACACACACACACACACACACACACACACACACACACACACACACACACACACACACACACACACACACACACACACACACACACACACACACACACACACACACACACACACACACACACACACACACACACACACACACACAACACACACACACACACACACACACACACACACACACACACACACACACACACACACACACACACACACACACACACACACACACACACACACACACACACACACACACACACACACACACACACACACACACACCACACACACACACACACACACACACACACGCAGAGCUCUGCUGCAUGGUUUGAUGACUGUGUGCAGCAGCAGCGUUCAGCUGCGUCUCUGCUGCCGCAGUUUUAUCGUCAUGGCGUCCCUGCUGUUCAUCAAACUGCGUAA
Besnoitia besnoiti is the source of this 759-nucleotide messenger RNA. Its product is annotated as SAG-related sequence. The transcript has 2 exons. The record is from RefSeq and is a predicted model, not a curated record. NCBI's taxonomy places the organism in Eukaryota, Apicomplexa, Conoidasida, Eucoccidiorida, Sarcocystidae. The coding region runs from base 1 to 759 and encodes 252 amino acids.